Messenger RNA from Rubroshorea leprosula, 760 nucleotides. The record is from the annotation of a GenBank genome assembly. NCBI's taxonomy places the organism in Eukaryota, Viridiplantae, Streptophyta, Magnoliopsida, Malvales, Dipterocarpaceae.
CGAAAAAUUGAAAAAAGAAGGGAGAUACAAAAGGAUAAGCUCAUCCGAACUCCGGGACUGCUUCUCCGACGAAAUGGACGUUCUUCAGUCUCUCUCUUCAAAAUCAUUCCUCGUGAGAGCUUCGCCGUCGACACCGCUGCAUGUUCCUGUCUGCUUGCUUCGCUUUCGGCAGUCGGUGAAAAUCCGUUGCGCCGACAGUAGUAACAGUGGCGGCGACAAGACACAGCCGCGUGUUGUGCCGCCUAUUACGCCUCCGGAUACUGUUGAAAUACGGUUUAAGAGAGGCUCGAAGAAGCGGAGGCAGUUGAGAGAGGAUGGAUUUGGGGAAGGACAGCCGUUGAGGGCGCAGGCGUCUCAGCCGACUCCAAAGAAAUGGGAGGAGAUGAGCGUGGCGGAGAAGGCGAUGGAGUUGUACAUGGGAGAGAAGGGGCUGCUCUUCUGGCUUAACAAGUUUGCGUACGCUUCCAUUUUCAUUAUGAUUGGAGCUUGGAUAGUUUUCCGGUUUGUUGGACCUGCUCUCAAUCUUUAUCAACUGGACUCUCCUCCUCUAUCUCCCUCGUCUGUGUUUAAGGGUUCAUGAUUCCAUAUCCGCCAUGCAAAUUUUGGAAGGUUGUUUUUUUACAGUUUGCAGAGAUAUUGUAGCAUCAACUACACAUUAAUGGGUAGUCUUAAGUAAUGAUAUUUAUCAAUUUUGUUAUCACUUCGAUCCCAUGUUCACCUUGAAGACAUAUUCUCAAUCACAUAAAGAUAAAUUUUUUAG